Coccomyxa subellipsoidea C-169 is the source of this 561-nucleotide messenger RNA. RefSeq lists its product as hypothetical. The coding region runs from base 1 to 561 and encodes 186 amino acids. The record is from RefSeq and is a predicted model, not a curated record. The transcript is spliced from 4 exons. Lineage: Eukaryota; Viridiplantae; Chlorophyta; Trebouxiophyceae; Coccomyxaceae.
AUGGCGAUGACUGCUACGGCGUUGGCUGCCUCAACAGGCAAGCAGCAGCGUGCAGGAGGGCGCGUUUCAUCGCAGGUGGGCGGUCCCAUCAACUACGCCAUCUUCUCCUUUUGGAUCUUCAUGUCCUUCGUCGGCUUUGCCAUUGCCCUAGGAUCUCUGUCCGCGCUGCAGCACUAUGAGAACAAGACCGGCAUCUCUGACGGUGGCAGCGGCGGCUGGGCCAUCAAGAGCAAUUUCCCCAACCUGAACUCUGGCCGCGUUUUCCGCCUGGACUGGUGGAUUGUCUUCUACCAGUUCAUCGUCUCCAUGCUCUUAGUCAUCGCCACCCUCUCCAAAGUCCUCCCCCAGGCGCGCGUGGCAGUGUGCGGCUACUUGGCCAUUGCAACCGUGCUCGACAUCAUAUCAGCGGACCGCCUCUACAACCUGUCCCACUUCCACAUCACCAAGGCCUACUUCUCCUCCUCGCGGGGUGCCUUUGCCGGCUUUGUGAUUGCCGCCACGUCCGACUAUGCCAUGCUGUACAUGGCUGGCCUGACGCCCCCGCCACCGAGCGAGACCUGA